Messenger RNA from Rotaria sp. Silwood1, 1173 nucleotides. The record is from the annotation of a GenBank genome assembly. Lineage: Eukaryota; Metazoa; Rotifera; Eurotatoria; Philodinida; Philodinidae.
AUGGAAUUUUCUACUUAUCAUCAACCAUAUUCACAUAAAACUCGUUUUAAACUUAUUCAUUCAACAACAACAUUUAUUAAAAUACCAAAAAUAAAAAGAAAUUUAUCAUUAAUUAAUCGACCUACAUCACAAUUUAAACUUAUUCGUAAUGGAAUUAAACAAGAAUCAAAAGUUAAUAUUCCAAAACCAACAAUUAUUAGAGCAAAAAGUAUUGAUAAAUCAUCAACAACAAUAGCAAAAAGUAUAGAAAAUAAAUACAAAUGGAUUAGAACGAGUUUGAAAAAAACUGAUAGUAACAGUUUUAAACUUGAUCGUCGAAAGAUCUUAACAUCCAGUGUAAUAAAUGGACGUAUAACAAAACGUAAACCUCGUGCGUCAUUAUCAAAAUGUCUGGUACGUAUUCGUGGUAUUAAAUUUCAUACGCAUCCAAAUGGCAAAUGUCUUCAACGUUUAACUUCGGAUUCUGACAACAACAAAAUUCUAUCAUCAUCGAUUCCCAUAAAAAAAGUUGAACAUCCAACUAUAGCACGAGCCAAUAUUCUUCUACAACGAAGUAUUCAAAUAAGUAAUGGACGUUAUCGUUUAAGAAAUGCAAAGAAAAAAAUAACAACAAUGAAAAAGAAAAAAAAUUGUAUUUAUUUUAAUCGAUUUGGUAAAUGCCAUCGUGAUGAUAAAUGUCCAUUUAUUCAUGAUCGUACACGAAUUGCUGUUUGUACACAAUUUUUAAAUGGACGUUGUAAAAAUUUUUCAUGUCCUUAUGCACAUGAAUUAUCACCUGGCAAGGUACCAACAUGUUCAUAUUUUAUAAAAGGUGCUUGUGGUCAAGAUAAUUGUCCAUAUGCACAUUCAUACGUUGGACAUGAUGCUCAAAUAUGUGAAGAUUUUGUUCAAGGAUUUUGUGCAAAAGGAAUUGAGUGUUCAAAACAACAUGUUCUACUAUGUCCUCAUUUUGAAUCAACGGGUCAAUGUCCUCGCGGUAAACAAUGUCAUUUAACUCAUCGACGUAAACGAAAUGAAAAUAAUAUUUUGAAAAUCAAAUCAAAUUCUUCUAAAACGGAUCAACAACCAACUGUUCUUCCGAGUGUAAUGCCAGCUUAUAUCCCAUUGAAUCAAGAAAGUGGAAAAAAAUCACCACAAACUGAACUAAAAUUAAAACCUAGCUUUUUAUCUUAG